UCAUUUCUUUUCAUAUUCCCGGUUGACCGGCAGAGUUAUUCUAAAAUUACACUUUUCAAAGAAAUUAUUUUGGCGAUAUUGUGCUGAAUCUACAAUUAAUUUUUGGUUUGAAUAGUGUCCAGAGUUCUUUAAUAAAUUUUGGUUUGAAAAAUGGAUGAUGAUUGGGAUGAUGGUGAUGUAAUCUCUCCAGCCUCAGCGAAUGUGGGAUUUGCUGCAGAGGGAGGAAAAAAGUUUACUGCUGGUAGAGGAUUUAAGGCUGUGAAUUCUAAUGUGGACGAUUGGAAAUCGAAUAAUUUUGGCGGAAACAUUGGAGGUUUUUCAGACAAAUGGGGUGACUCUGAAUCUAAGAAUACUGGCGGAAAUAAUCGUGGCAGUCGUGGCAGAAGAGGUGGUGGUCGUGGUGGGGGAAGAGGUGGCUUCCGAGAACGAAACGGUGAUGGUAAUGACGGUUGGGGAGAUGAUACACAACAAGGUGGAUUUGAUGACUUUAAUGCUGAAAACGAUAAUGGAGAUCAUGGAGGGCGAG
Messenger RNA from Leptinotarsa decemlineata (Colorado potato beetle), 526 nucleotides. RefSeq names its product vasa RNA helicase (gene Vasa). NCBI's taxonomy places the organism in Eukaryota, Metazoa, Arthropoda, Insecta, Coleoptera, Chrysomelidae. Gene Ontology annotation, molecular function: ATP binding; RNA helicase activity; nucleic acid binding. The record is from RefSeq and is a predicted model, not a curated record.